AAAGUCACUGAGUACCCGGUAACCUCAGGGUCAAGUCAAAGAAGUUCACUCAUCGGAAUGACAUAUCCUGUUGGAUACGUUUAGUGUUGGUUUUCAGGAAAUAAAUAAGAUCCAAGACAAAGUAUCCUCAGGAAAGAAAAUGGAAUUUGAAACCUGUAGCCAGACAGUGUCAUCCAAGGAUGGGGAGGAAACAGGUCUCCAUGAGGCUUGCGGUGUGUUUGGCUGUGUUGCCACCGGAGACUGGCCCACUCAACUGGAUGUGGCUCACACAAUCUGUCUUGGACUAGUCAGUCUUCAACACAGGGGACAGGAAAGUGCAGGGAUUGUGACCAGUAUGGGUGCCAAUGACUCGCUCCACAGACAGAAGAAAGGCAUGGGACUUGUUAGUCAUAUCUUCAGUGAGGACGACAUGGUCAGGCUACGAGGAAACAUUGGACUUGGUCACACCAGAUAUUCCACCCACGGAGAGUCUGACACCACUAAUGUACAACCAUUUGUGGUGGAGACAUUGCAUGGACUAACAGCAGUAGCACACAACGGACAGCUCGUUAAUGCUAAGUCCCUCAAACGUAAGCUGCUGCGACAUGGAGUGGGACUAUCAUCAGGAUCAGACAGUGAACUUAUUACACAGCUUCUCACUCACAUGCCAGAAUGUGGAGAACCAGACGGGGCCAACUGGGUUGGCAGGAUCAAGAGGAUAAUGCAGGAGACGAUUGCGUCCUACGCCCUGGUCAUCAUGAACAAGGACAAACUAUACGCUGUGAGGGAUCCGUUAGGCAACAGACCACUGUGUGUGGGCAAGCUCCUUCCUGCUGCUGCAUUCUCAGGGAAGAAGAUAAUGGACGACUCUGAGGUGGAUGGAUGGGUCGUAGCGUCGGAAUCCUGUGCCUUCAGUAGUAUAGGCGCCCAGUACUACAGAGAAGUCAUCCCAGGAGAGGUUGUGGAGUUGAGCAAGAAGGGAGUCCGAUCAGUAUACAUUGCACCCAAACAGAAACACACACCUCCAGCCUUGUGCAUAUUUGAAUAUGUGUACUUUGCCAGAGCUGAUAGUGUGUUUGAAGGACAGAUGGUAUACAUGGUAAGACAAAACUGUGGAAGGCAGCUAGCCAAGGAGGCCCCAGUCGAUGUGGAUAUGGUCAGCACUGUCCCCGAGUCUGCGACACCUGCGGCCAUGGCUUAUGCUACAGCUAUCAACAAACCCUAUGGAGAGGUUUUCACCAAGAAUCGCUAUGUUGGGCGUUCCUUUAUCCAGCCUAACAUGAGAUUACGACAGCUGGCUGUUGCUAAGAAAUUUGGGGCCCUCACACAGAACUUCAAGGGAAAGCGAAUUGUGCUUAUUGAUGACUCGAUUGUCCGAGGUGUGACGAUGAUCCCCAUCGUCAAACUACUCAAGGCUGAGGGUGCCAAGGAGGUCCACAUUCGGAUAGCAUCGCCUCCCAUCAAGUAUCCCUGUUACAUGGGGAUCAACAUCCCUACUCACCAGGAGCUGGUGGCCAACAAAGUCCCAGUGGACCAGCUGGCGGACUACUUUGGUGCAGACAGUUUGCAGUAUCUGUCUGUAGAAGGUCUGAAGGCAGCAGUUACUGAAGGGAUAAAGAGUGAAGCAGAGUCAGUCGGCCAUUGUGUGGCGUGUCUCACAGGGGAUUAUCCAGUAGAGCCAGACUGGUGACCAGAGAACGUUACAAAGGGGAGACAACUGUUUCAGAGGAAAUGAGUCCAGAAGACUUCUCACAGUAGAGGUUACUGUAGAUUUCCAGACAGUGGUUUCUGGUUGAGGAGGCUUAAUGAGACAGCUAGAUUGAAGGUGACACUCUGGGAACCUUCAGAGAUUUUCUAUAUCUGGGAAAUGAGUUACUGGAAACUUCCCUAAGGGGAGACAACUACUUAUGAAGCAUGUUUGUGAUACAAACCAAUAUAUAUGCAAAGGGGCUCCUGUAUUUCUGCUCUGGAUACUUAUCCAAGUGAAUUUGGCAUGUCAUUUGCCAAAAAAUACAUUUUAAUGGAAACCAAAGAAACUUCAAGAUGUUUGAUUCCAAUGCCAAAUCAGGACCUAUUGUCCCAACUUUAUAAAUGUGCUUAACACUGUGCCAAUGUAUAUAUAUCAAGGACUAAAAUAAUGAUUAAUGUACAUAAGUUUGUGGAGUUUAUUUCUGCUGGUGCUAAAACUUUAGAGGCCAUAUUGUACAGCCUGUUAUAAUAUGUUGAAUUGUUUCAGUAGUAUCAAGCCAUCUGUGAAAAAGAAGGAUCAAGAUGGUUAUUACUUGGUAGAUAUCGUGAAGAUAAAAUAAUUCAGGAUUUGGUGAGAUUUUAUGCCAAAAAUACGAGAGUCCUGACCUGUAUUCCAUUAUUUGACAUUGUAUAUGGGAAGUUUAUUUGUUCCUAUUAAGGGAAUAAUUCUGUAAUCCCCAUAUGUAAGUCUUUAAUAAGUCUUCUGAAACCAUCAAAAUUGAAAUGAUAAUGGAUUACAGAUCUGUUAUGUUCUCUAGCUAAAUGAUUAGUUAAAAUUGAUGAAAAUAGUUAUCCAUACCGAAUAUAUCUACCAUUGAUUAAUUAACUUUGGACAAAAUGAUAGUGAAAGUAAAUGAUUAUGCAAACUGUGUUCAGUGUGUUAGAAUCUGACUCUAGUCGUGGGAUAUUAUUAUAAAACUUGCAGUUUAUAAACAUUUUUAUGCUUAUAUUUUAUUUCAAAUAAUCUGGUAUUUUUU
This is a messenger RNA of Pecten maximus, 2705 nucleotides long. RefSeq names its product amidophosphoribosyltransferase-like. Gene Ontology annotation, biological process: purine nucleobase biosynthetic process; purine nucleotide biosynthetic process. The transcript has 12 exons. Gene Ontology annotation, molecular function: amidophosphoribosyltransferase activity. The record is from RefSeq and is a predicted model, not a curated record. NCBI's taxonomy places the organism in Eukaryota, Metazoa, Mollusca, Bivalvia, Pectinida, Pectinidae. The coding region runs from base 140 to 1669 and encodes 509 amino acids.